This is a messenger RNA of Danio rerio (zebrafish), 2580 nucleotides long. RefSeq names its product transient receptor potential cation channel, subfamily C, member 7a (gene trpc7a). Gene Ontology annotation, cellular component: membrane; plasma membrane. NCBI's taxonomy places the organism in Eukaryota, Metazoa, Chordata, Actinopteri, Cypriniformes, Danionidae. Gene Ontology annotation, biological process: calcium ion transmembrane transport. Gene Ontology annotation, molecular function: calcium channel activity; monoatomic cation channel activity. The record is from RefSeq and is marked provisional.
GUUUGAAGCCAUGCAGCGCAGACACACCACAUUAAGGGAUAAAAUCCGCCGACAGGCCGUCCGGGGCCCAGCGUACAUGUUCAGCGAGAGAGGCACUAGUCUGACUGAAGAGGAGGAACGUUUUCUAGAUGCCGCAGAGUACGGAAACAUCCCUUCAGUCCGAAAGAUGCUUGAGGAAUCCAAGACGCUGAACGUAAACUGUGUGGACUACAUGGGCCAGAAUGCAUUGCAACUGGCAGUGGGGAACGAGCACCUGGAGGUCACCGAACUGUUGCUGAAGAAAGAAGGCUUGGCAAGGGUUGGUGAUGCCCUGCUGUUAGCCAUCAGCAAAGGUUACGUGCGGAUAGUGGAGGCCAUCCUGGCUCAUCCUGCGUUCGAAGGUGGUCUUCGCUUGACUCUGAGUCCUCUAGAGCAAGAGCUGCGGGAUGAUGACUUCUACGCGUAUGAUGAAGACGGGACUCGAUUUUCUCAGGACAUCACACCUAUGAUUCUGGCAGCCCAUUGUAAGGAGUAUGAGAUUGUGCACAUCUUGUUGCUUAAAGGGGCUCGUAUUGAGAAACCACACGACUAUUUCUGCAAGUGUGGGGAGUGCGCAGAGAAACAGAAGCAGGAUUCUUUCAGCCACUCGCGAUCAAGGAUGAACGCCUAUAAAGGCCUGGCUAGUGCUGCCUAUUUGUCUCUGUCUAGUGAAGACCCUGUGCUCACUGCCCUGGAGCUCAGCAAUGAGCUGGCACAACUCGCCAACAUCGAGACUGAGUUUAAGAAUGACUAUAGGAAGCUCUCCAUGCAGUGUAAGGACUUUGUGGUUGGCGUUCUGGAUCUGUGCCGGAAUACAGAGGAAGUCGAGGCAAUUCUGAAUGGAGAUGUGGAUCAGAAUCAUCCAAGCGAACACCAUCGGCCCUGCCUUAGCCGUGUUAAACUGGCCAUUAAGUAUGAAGUCAAAAAGUUUGUAGCUCAUCCCAACUGCCAGCAGCGGUUGCUGACGCUGUGGUACGAGAAUCUUUCAGGCCUUAGGCAACAGUCAAUUGGCGUGAAAUGUUGGACAGUGCUGGGAGUGAUGGUGGGAUUGCCAUUUCUUGCCAUUGCAUAUUGGAUUAUGCCCUUCAGCAAGGUGGGCCAGGUUCUCCGCAGUCCCUUCAUGAAGUUUGUAGCUCAUGCUGUCUCAUUUACACUUUUCCUGUGUCUUCUGGUUCUCAACGCCUCCGACCGCUUUGCAGGAGUCAAAACUCUUCCUAACGAAACCAUUACUGAUCAUCCUCGGCAGAUCUUUCGCAUUAAAACAACUCAGUUCAGCUGGACAGAGAUGCUGAUAAUGAAAUGGGUUCUAGGAAUGAUCUGGACCGAGUGUAAGGAGGUCUGGGCGGAUGGGCCACGCGAGUACAUCAUGCACCUGUGGAACGUGUUAGAUUUUGGCAUGCUGUCUGUAUUUGUGGCCUCGUUCACCGCACGGCUCAUGGCCUUCCUGCAAGCGUCCCAGGCACAGCUCUAUGUGGAUUUAUAUGUGACUAAUGCCAACUUGAUCAAUGCAUCAUUACCAGCAGAUGUGGCCUACUUCACUUACGCCAGGAACAGGUGGCUGCCCUCUGAUCCUCAGCUCAUCUCUGAAGGAUUGUACUCCAUCGCUGUGGUGCUCAGUUUCUCUCGAAUCGCCUACGUUUUGCCGGCUAAUGAGAGUUUCGGACCCUUACAAAUAUCCCUGGGGCGGACUGUUAAGGAUAUUUUUAAAUUCAUGGUCAUUUUCAUCAUGGUCUUUCUUGCCUUCAUGAUCGGCAUGUUUAAUUUGUAUUCCUACUAUUUGGGAGCCAAAUACAACCCUGCUUUUACCACGGUUGAGGAAAGCUUUAAAACACUAUUCUGGUCGAUCUUUGGUUUAUCCGAGGUGAUCUCAGUGGUCUUGAAGUACGAUCACAAGUUCAUUGAAAACAUUGGCUAUAUUCUCUACGGGGUCUAUAAUGUCACAAUGGUGGUGGUCCUCCUUAACAUGCUCAUAGCCAUGAUUAACCACUCAUACCAGGAAAUUGAGGAGGAUGCUGAUGUGGAAUGGAAGUUUGCUCGUGCAAAGCUCUGGCUCUCGUAUUUUGAUGAAGGCAGCACUCUUCCAGCCCCCUUUAAUCUAAUACCCAGCCCCAAAUCCUUCUAUUACAUGGCUCAGCGCACCAAAGCAUGCCUAGUGAGUUUAUGCAAGGCCAGGGUCCGCAGCAACAGCAGCCAGCAGGACAUGGGAAUGGCCAAUUCUCGCUCUAAGCUUUAUCGAUUUCGACCUUACCAUUCGCAAGAGGGAUUCACGGUUAGAAAUCCCAUCAAACACCCUACACGAUAUCAGAAACUCAUGAAGCGACUCAUCAAGCGAUAUGUCCUGAAAGCCCAAAUUGACAGUGAAAGUAAUGAGAUCAAUGAAGGUGAGUUGAAGGAAAUCAAGCAGGACAUUUCCAGCCUGCGUUAUGAGCUCCUGGAGGAAAAAUCCCAGGCCACAGAGGAGCUGGCUGAACUGAUCCAGGAGCUUGGAGACAAACUCAGCAAAGGAAACAAGAGACCGUGACAAACGAACUGGUGUGAAAGUAGCUGAAAGUGUCCUAGAGC